GGGGCUGGGCUCUACUGGGGGCCCCCGAGCGCCGCUCCCGGACUGGGGCUCGCGGCGGGCGCCUCGGGGGGCGUCCGGACGGCGGGGUCUCGAGGCUUCCCGGGUCCGAGGCGGGAGGGGUGGGGGCCGAGAGCCCGCAGCCCCCCGCCCCCCGUUCCCCCCGGAGAGGAGAGGAGAUCCGCUUUCUGGGUUUUGCUUCUCUUUUCCCCCCACCCCCACCCCGGGGGCUGGGGCGAGGGGAGUCGGGUUACAGGGUGUUUGGGGAGGGGGGCUUAGGGGGAGGGUCUAUCUUUCUAUCUCGCUUUCUCCCCCCUCCCCAGUUCUUUGUUCCCCCUCCCCACACCCCCUCCCCUCCUCUCCCCUCCCCUGCGCGCUCCUCUUCUCCCUUCCACCCUCUCCUCUCUCUCUCUCCCUCUCUCCCAGCUUUUGUUUAGCCAUGCCUAGUCUAGUGGUAUCUGGAAUAAUGGAAAGAAAUGGGGGCUUUGGGGAACUAGGGUGUUUCGGGGGGAGCGCCAAGGACCGAGGGCUCCUGGAAGACGAGCGCGCCCUCCAGCUGGCUCUCGACCAACUCUGCCUCCUGGGUUUGGGGGAGCCCCCCGCCCCCACGGCGGGCGAGGACGGGGGCGGCGGGGGGGGCGGCGCCCCCGCGCCGCCGGCCGCCCCCCCGCAGCCGGCCCCGCCGCCGCCCGCGGCGCCCCCCGCCGCCCCGCCGGCGGCCCCCGCCGCGCCCCCGCCGCAGCCCCCCGCCGCCCCCAAAGGGGCCGGCGACGCCAAGCUCUGCGCGCUCUACAAGGAGGCCGAGCUGCGCCUCAAGGGAAGCAGCAACACCACCGAGUGCGUCCCGGUGCCCACCUCGGAGCACGUGGCCGAGAUCGUGGGCCGGCAAGGCUGCAAGAUUAAGGCAUUGCGGGCCAAGACUAACACCUACAUCAAGACUCCGGUGCGGGGUGAGGAGCCAGUGUUCAUGGUGACUGGGCGGCGGGAAGAUGUCGCCACUGCCCGCCGCGAAAUCAUCUCUGCAGCCGAGCACUUCUCCAUGAUCCGCGCCUCCCGCAACAAGUCUGGUGCCGCCUUUGGCGUAGCGCCCGCCCUGCCGGGCCAAGUGACCAUCCGUGUGCGGGUGCCCUACCGCGUGGUGGGGCUGGUCGUGGGACCCAAGGGGGCCACCAUCAAGCGGAUCCAGCAGCAGACCAACACCUACAUCAUCACGCCCAGCCGCGACCGCGACCCGGUGUUCGAGAUCACGGGGGCCCCGGGCAACGUGGAGCGCGCGCGCGAGGAGAUCGAGACGCACAUCGCGGUGCGCACGGGCAAGAUCCUCGAGUACAACAACGAGAACGACUUUCUGGCCGGCAGCCCCGAGGCCGCGCUGGACAGCCGCUACUCCGAGGCCUGGCGCGUGCACCCGCCGGGCUGCAAGCCCCUGUCCACCUUCCGGCAGAACAGCCUGGGCUGCAUCGGCGAGUGCGGCGUGGACUCAGGCUUCGAGGCCCCGCGCCUGGGUGAGCAGGGCGGCGACUUCGGCUACGGAGGAUACCUGUUCCCCGGUUACGGGGUGGGCAAGCAGGACGUGUACUACGGAGUGGCGGAGACCAGCCCCCCGCUCUGGGCGGGGCAGGAGAACGCCACGCCCACCUCCGUGCUCUUCUCCUCCGCCUCCUCGUCCUCAUCCUCCUCUGCCAAGGCCCGCGCCGGACCCCCGGGCGCGCACCGCUCGCCGGCCUCGUCCUCCGGGCAGGAGCUGGCCGGCCUCCCGCGACGGCCCCCGGGAGAGCCACUGCAGGGCUUCUCCAAGCUCGGGGGCGCCGGCCUGCGGAGCCCCGGCGGCGGGCGCGAUUGCAUGGUCUGCUUCGAGAGCGAAGUGACCGCCGCCCUGGUGCCCUGCGGACACAACCUCUUCUGUAUGGAGUGCGCCGUGCGCAUCUGCGAGAGGACGGACCCCGAGUGUCCCGUCUGCCACAUCACAGCCACGCAAGCCAUCCGAAUAUUCUCCUAGGCC
This is a messenger RNA of Sorex fumeus (smoky shrew), 1999 nucleotides long. It is a transcript of the gene MEX3A, whose product is annotated as mex-3 RNA binding family member A. NCBI's taxonomy places the organism in Eukaryota, Metazoa, Chordata, Mammalia, Eulipotyphla, Soricidae. Gene Ontology annotation, molecular function: RNA binding. The record is from RefSeq and is a predicted model, not a curated record.